Molecule: messenger RNA, 1821 nt
Organism: Tympanuchus pallidicinctus (lesser prairie-chicken)
Lineage: Eukaryota; Metazoa; Chordata; Aves; Galliformes; Phasianidae
Gene: MED10
Product: mediator complex subunit 10
Exons: 5
Coding region: 46-489 (147 amino acids)
Biological process (GO): positive regulation of transcription by RNA polymerase II
Cellular component (GO): chromatin; mediator complex
Molecular function (GO): transcription coregulator activity
Source: RefSeq, a predicted model, not a curated record
CCCCAUCUGCGCAUGCGCUGUGGCCCGGAAACGCUGUGACCCGCUAUGGCGAUGGCGGAGAAGUUCGACUCGCUUGAGGAGCACCUGGAGAAGUUCGUGGAGAACAUCCGGCAGCUCGGCAUCAUCGUCAGCGACUUCCAGCCCAGCAGCCAGGCCGGCCUCAACCAGAAGCUGAAUUUCAUGGUGACGGGCCUACAGGACAUCGACAAGUGCCGGCAACAGCUUCACGACAUCAGCGUGCCUCUGGAAGUGUUCGAAUAUAUAGACCAAGGUCGCAACCCUCAGCUUUACACUAAGGAGUGCCUGGAGAGAGCUUUGGCUAAGAAUGAACAAGUAAAAGGAAAAAUUGACACAAUGAAGAUACGGCUUUCUGCCUCUCCUGCUACCAGGGCACCAUAUCUGUUCUGCAAUUGUGGACUUGUGGGUGGAGAAGGAACUGCCGUCCUUGUGCCAGAAGUCAUGUUAGUCUCCAGGUGCCAGGACUUCUAGGACACACUAAGUUCAUGGGUCACUCUGAAAGUAAUGCCUCUUAUUUAUUUCCAUAGGAACCUCAACAAAUACAAAGAGCACAAUAAUUCUAUUUGACAGAGAAAAUUAUCAGCUACAAAACACUAGUUUGAGACAUAGUCACCACCACUAGCUAUGCUGUAGCAACGAACAAGAGCCUGCAUGUCCUACUCAUAAAAAUCUGCACCAGUGGAGGUGACGUCCCAUUUCACAGCUGCUGUGAUGAUGUUGUUAGUAAGAAAAUGUUGCCCACACAAUCCAUCUUGCAUCAGCCUGAACAGCUGGAAGUCAGAAGGUGCCCAAUCCAAACUAUAUGGUGGGUGUGGUAAGACAAUUCAGCCAAGAUGGGCAGUGUGCUCCACGAUCUUCAAAUUGGUGUGAGGCCUGGCGUUACCAUGUUGUAAGAGACUUUAUCCUGGCUCUGGAAGUUUAAUCCAUAAGCUUAGUCAGCAUUGCAGUGUAGUGGUCAGAAUUGAUGCUUUGUCUGGGUUCCAGGAAAUCCAGAAGGAACACCCUUUUCCUAUCCUGAAAGACUGCACAUCACUUUACUUUCUGAUAGAUGCAUCUUGAAUCUGUUCUCUAAUGGGGAAUUCACAUGUUGCUGCACCAUGGACUGCUGUAUUGACUAUGGGCUUGCAGUGAUUCAGUAGAGUCUGGGAAACUUGCAUAUGGUGUUCAUUCUGUUCCAGUGUGAGCACUCAUGAGACCCGCUUGAAACAAAAUGUGCAGUAUUCCAAUGUUGUCACCAUCAUUUCCAAUGCACCAAAGCUGAUAUUCCAUCCCAUACACGAUUCUCUGGUUAUAAUCCACUGAUCUGCUCCUUGUUUUAUGAUGUGACGACUAUGCGCGGCGAUCUAGAACAUGACUUCUCUUUCUCUGCUGUCACUGCUGAAAUGCAGUACCCACCACCUUCCUGUUAAGCAAGUACUGAUGAAUGUCAAUGAGAGCCAUUUUUUUUUUUUCUCAUGGAGGAAUUCUGUGAUACACCUUUUCUUCACCCACACUCCCAAAUCAGACACCAUUCUGUCAGACUGCCCCACUGCUGCCAUCUGUCACACAGCAACAACAUGUAACAGAAUACUGGUGAGAAGGUUCAACCUCUACUGCCAUACCACCAAAAUCCACCUCUGGCAUCAUGGGCCAGCAUCAUAAAAUAGCAGGCAUUACUUUUAUAGCUUCCCUCAUAGAUGGAAUCUUUAAGAAGAUUAACAAAUGUAUCUUUUUUUUUUGCAGAUAAGUUUUCCAGAUGCAUUAUUAAACCUGACAGUUAAUUUUCACUUGUGUAUGUGCUAUAAGAUGUCCUUACAUUUUCAU